Molecule: messenger RNA, 1699 nt
Organism: Aspergillus vadensis CBS 113365
Lineage: Eukaryota; Fungi; Ascomycota; Eurotiomycetes; Eurotiales; Aspergillaceae
Product: thiolase family protein
Exons: 1
Coding region: 295-1536 (413 amino acids)
Biological process (GO): fatty acid beta-oxidation; phenylacetate catabolic process
Cellular component (GO): peroxisome
Molecular function (GO): acetyl-CoA C-acyltransferase activity
Source: RefSeq, a predicted model, not a curated record
CCCAGACCGGGACUGCCGACGACUCCACAAUUUCCCAAAUUUGCCUUCGUCCAGAGUCCCCAGCGGCAGUGCGCUUAGCCGAUCUUCAUUGCCGGUAGUUCGAAGCCAGCGUGCAACUGGCUCAGUCCGUACGCGAGCCAUCCCGAGCCCCGGAAUCCCUUCGGGUGGCUAUAUUUUGAUAUAAGUAUGUUGCCGGGCCCCGGUUUUCAACCGGGGCGAAGCGAAAGUCGAGAUCCUCUCCUUCCAUUCCUCCCUGUGUCUCUUGCUUGAUUUAGCAGUCUAAUAUCCGUCAUCAUGGCCUCUCCAAUUCCCCGAGGCCUGCGCCAGGUCCUCCAGAAGUCUCCCUCGGACAUUGUCAUUCUUUCUUCCCUCCGUACCCCGGUUACCCGUGCGAAGAAGGGCGGUUUCAAGGACGCCUAUCCCGAAGAGCUGCUCGCUCACGUCCUCCGGGCCACUUUGGAGGCGAACCCGAACCUCGACCCUGCUCUCAUUGACGAUGUUGCCAUCGGUUCCGUCCUCCAGGAACUCGGUGGUGCGAAGGCUGGCCGUAUGGCUCAGAUCCACGCCGGCUUCCCCCACAGCGUGCCUUUCCACACGAUCAACAGACAGUGCUCUUCCGGUCUGGCUGCUAUCUCCACCAUUGGAAAUGGAAUCCGCUCCGGAGCUAUCAACGUCGGUGUCGGUGGUGGAAUGGAGUCCAUGACCAGAAACUAUGGCUCCCGCGCCAUCCCCACCGUUCUCUGGCCCGAGCUGAAGGAGUCUCACUCCCAGGACUCCCGCGACUGCAUCAUGCCCAUGGGUAUCACCUCCGAGAACGUUGCUUCGCGCUACGGCAUCUCCCGUGCCGACCAGGACGCUUUCGCUGCCGAAUCUCACAAGAAGGCUACUGCCGCCCAGAACGCCGGUCUGUUCGACAAGGAAAUCAUCCCCGUCAAGACCCUCUCCUAUGACCCCGAGAACCCCGACGCUCCUCCCAAGGAGAUCACCGUGACCAAGGACGACGGUAUCCGCCCCAACAUCUCGGUUGAGAAGAUGGCUAGCCUGAAGCCCGCUUUCUCUCCCACCGGUGCUAGUACCGCUGGAAACAGCUCCCAGGUCAGCGACGGUGCCGCUGCCGCUCUGCUCAUGCGCCGUUCGACCGCCACCGAGCUCGGCCUGACCUCUCAGAUCAAGGGCCGCUGGGUUGGUACUGCCGUUGCGGGCUGUGCUCCCGACGAGAUGGGUGUCGGUCCCGCGGUUGCUAUCCCCAAGCUCCUCCAGCAGCUUGACAUGACCGUCUCGGACGUUAACGUCUGGGAAAUCAACGAGGCUUUCGCCUCCCAGGCCCUGUACUCUAUCCGCAAGCUGGGUAUUGACGAGGCCAAGGUCAACCCCAAGGGUGGUGCCAUUGCUAUCGGUCACCCUCUCGGUGCCACCGGUGCCAGACAGCUUGCCACUCUGCUGCCUGAGAUGGAGCGCACUGGCCAGGAGGUCGGUGUUGUGAGCAUGUGCAUUGGCACUGGUAUGGGCAUGGCCGGUAUGUUCGUCCGGGAGUAAAGGGUGAACAUAACAAAAAGCAGAAACAAAAUUUGGGGCGUUUCUUUCUUGUACAGGUUAUAGCGACUUUAGUUAUUAUGAUAUCAGCGUAGAGACGCAUGUAAAUACAUACACGCACAAUACUAUUUAUACCCUGUAUGAAGACCUAUAUUUCCAAACUGAU